This is a messenger RNA of Gavialis gangeticus (Gharial), 5070 nucleotides long. It is a transcript of the gene CHST3, whose product is annotated as carbohydrate sulfotransferase 3. Bases 841 to 2226 code for a protein of 461 amino acids. The transcript has 3 exons. Gene Ontology annotation, molecular function: N-acetylglucosamine 6-O-sulfotransferase activity; chondroitin 6-sulfotransferase activity. The record is from RefSeq and is a predicted model, not a curated record. Gene Ontology annotation, cellular component: Golgi membrane. NCBI's taxonomy places the organism in Eukaryota, Metazoa, Chordata, Crocodylia, Gavialidae. Gene Ontology annotation, biological process: carbohydrate metabolic process; N-acetylglucosamine metabolic process.
AGGGGUCUCUUUUAAAAGAUUUAUUUUGGGAACAGGGAGAUAUGAAGGGCAGAGGUUGACAGAUACUCUCAACAGCUGUUCUUCCUGGGCAGGAUGGAGGUUAUAAAGAGAAGCCGCCACCCCCCUCCCCCCCAGCACCUUUAUUACUCUAAAUUACUUGAAAUUUCAUUCAUACAGUAAGAGAAUCAUCUUCAGGCCCUUGAUGUAGACACCAGCUCUCCAGAUGUUGAGAACAGAAGAUGUUUCCCCAAUUGUUGAAGAAGCACUCUCCAGUGACCACAGAUAGAGCAGUGUGUUCACAACAAAGCAAGUUCUGAAGUGCUUGACUCAGUUUAACGGAAGGAGCACGUACACAAUUUCCUUCCCACCUCUGCUGUUACUGCAUCACAGCAGUUGUUGUCAGGUGACAGGAAGCACACCUGAUGCACUGCAGCACUGCCUCUCCUCCUUUCCUAGGUUGUUCAUUUCCCUCUUCUUGUCUAGGGUCUUUGCUUUGUUCCAUUCUACUGGAAUAGCACAAAGCAGUUGAACCAAACCAUCCCUCUGUUUCAGUGUGUAGGUACAUCAGGCCUGAAACUGGCCACUUGAAUUUAAGAUCUGGAAUGACAGAAAGACCAGAAAGGCCAUAGGGAAAUGCUGAGGAUUCUCCCACAAGUGCACCUGAUAAAAGCCCAUUUGGGAAAGGAAGGUAAAGCAUCACCCACAUGAUAAGGAAACACUGGAAGAUUGGAACAUGCUCUCUCAAUAGCUGCAGAGCACCAGGGGCUGAAGACCUUCUUUAUUCUCCUUCAAAGGAGAGGGCCUUUCUGAUGACAGUCUUGGACUCUUCCAUUACUCCUCAUGGAUAAAGGGCACGCUUUAGCCCAGGAUUUCCGGGAUCUGUUGCACUGUUUGAGAAUGAGGAGCAAGUAUGCCAUUCUGCUGGUGUUUGUGGUAGCUCUUGUCAUUAUUGAGAAGGAAAAUAAUAUCAUAUCAAGAGUAUCAGACAAGCUGAAGCAAACCCCACAAUCCCUGAUGGAGGCAAACAGCACAGACCCUGGCUUAGUGCUAGCAGAAAAUGGGUCCCUCUUAUCCCUCAGUGAGCUGGACUCUGCCUUCUCUCAGAUCAGAAACCGGCUUCUGAAUGUUACCCUGCAGCUAGGAGGGAACAGGGAGCCUGCUGUGGCCCCUGCCAAGGGGCCCCGGAGACAUGUACUGCUCAUGGCCACCACCCGCACAGGCUCCUCCUUUGUGGGCGAGUUCUUCAACCAACAAGGCAACAUUUUCUACCUCUUUGAGCCACUCUGGCACAUUGAGAGGACAGUGUCCUUUGAACCUGGUGGUGCAAAUGCUGUGGGGUCAGCCCUUGUCUACAGAGAUGUCCUGAAGCAGCUGUUUCUCUGUGACCUCUACAUCCUGGAGAACUUCAUCAGCCCACUCCCUGAGGACCACUUGACACAGUAUAUGUUCCGGCGAGGCUCAAGCCGCUCAUUGUGCGAAGAGCCUGUAUGCACCCCUUAUGUCAAAAAGGUCUUUGAGAAGUACCACUGCAAGAACCGUCAGUGCGGCCCCCUGAAUGUGACCCUUGCAGCGGAGGCCUGCCUACGCAAGGACCACAUGGCUCUCAAAGCUGUGCGAAUACGGCAGCUGGAGUUCUUACAGCCAUUGGUUGAAGAUCCUCGCCUAGACAUGAGGAUCAUCCAGCUGGUGCGAGACCCACGGGCGGUGCUGGCUUCACGCAUGGUUGCCUUCUCAGGCAAGUAUGAGACCUGGAAGAAAUGGGCUUCAGAAGGAGCAGCUCCCCUCAAUGAGGAUGAGGUGCAGCGACUGCGAGGGAACUGCGAGAAUAUCCGUCUCUCAGCUGAACUUGGCCUGAGGCAGCCUGUGUGGCUGCGGGGCCGCUAUAUGCUGAUUCGCUAUGAGGACAUUGCCCGGUCCCCACUCCAAAAGGCCAAAGAAAUGUACAGGUUUGCAGAUAUCAGCAUCACACCGCAGGUGGAGGAGUGGAUACUGAAGAACACGCAGGCACCUCAGGACAGCAGUGGUAUCUACUCCACCCAGAAAAACUCCUCAGAACAGUUUGAGAAGUGGCGCUUCAGCAUCCCAUUCAAGUUGGCCCAGGUGGUACAGAACGUCUGUGGCCCAGCCAUGAGUCUGUUUGGCUACAAAGUAGCCAGCAAUCCUGAGACCCUGACAAACCGAUCCAUCAGCCUGUUAGAGGAAAGAAGGACCUUCUGGAUCACGUAAGAUCCUUUGUUGCUGGUUUUCUAAAAAGAAAUAUAUUGUUAGACUGACAAAAAUAGAAAUGGAACAUGGGAACAGCUGAGGAAGCAGGAACGGGGCACCAUGCCCUGCUGACCUGUAUCACACCCUCAUCUCUAAAGCUUGUGUUUGACACAUGCUCCUUGUUCAUUCUAGGUGUUUUCUGUUUCUCCAGAGGACAAGAGGGCAUUUAGCCACAACCAAAAGCUCAGCUCUCUAGAUGGAGACUGUAAUGUGGCAACCCUCUGAACUAAGCAGAGCUCAAAUGCUGGCAGUGGGAAGAACCAAAGCAAUAGGUGCCAGCUUCCAUACCUCAGCUCUUAGCUUUCUUCCCAGCGGAGGCGCCACCCUUUGCUGAAAAGGCAUUUCUGCACUAAACAUCCAAAGAGAGAAUCCUAUUUUUUUUUAAACUGUACAUUUUAGAGUCCCUCAUCCUGCCAAGUACAAGAGGAGGUGGGAAAAGCCAAGGAGUGCUCUGAUAUUACCUGAGGCAGACCUGGCUGUUGUGGUUUCCUUGUUGGACAGAAAUGCCAAGAGGGACUUGUUUCAGGUUUGUUGUCAAGAAACAGCUUAGUAAAUCCCCAACAAUGGGGAGGUAAGGGAACAAGCACCCUAGUGACUGCUGGUAAACAUUCAAACCCAGGAUAUUGUGUGGGUGGUCUUCAGACCCUGAAAUAAACAGUUGUUCAAAUUUGAAGAGACAUGAGUGGGUCCUACAAGGACCAGCAAACUAUCCCCAACUCCAGGGAUACAGGACAGACAUGCAGCAAAGUCAGCAACAGCUGUACUACAUUAGAGAUUAUUGGCCCAGGUGCAGGAUUCCUCAUGUUGGCUGCUUUUUGUCUUGCUAUCAAAUGCACCAAAGCCAGCAGCUGAGAGAUGGUAGAGAGACAAUGGGAAAGCUAUUUAAGAAAGAGCAAGAGAAAGCAGUCUUCCCUAUCUCUGGGGACUGGGCUUGCCUUCCUAAGUGGUAUCAACAGUUUUGUCUUUUACUCCCCCAUAAAAAAAUCUGCAAGCCGUUUCCUCAGCAACCCCUUGAUAGUAGCUGGUGUCUACAGAACAACAAUGAAUGCUUUUUUGCCUGGUUGUGGUAGGGCAUUGCUGUAGUUGUAUUUGUGUCUUGUUGCUUUUGUUUCUCUGGAGUGCUGGUUGGAGGUUGGCAGUAACCCUCCAGCCCAAAGAAGAGGAAAUUGUUUGUCCAAUUAGUUUUCUUGGUGGGGAGGGAGAGAGGGGAGGGGAAGACUGGGAUAUGGGCAAGUGGGACCUUGUCCAAAGUUGGGCAAUAGAAAUAGUUUCUCUAACAGGAAGACAUGAGCGCAGAUUGCAACAGACCAAUUUCUAGCAUGUGCUGCUCCUUGUCCAGCUGCACACUUAAGCUUGGUUUUGGUUACCAGGAGACUGGUCUCUCACCUUAGCCAAGUCUGGAAAGGGUUAUUGGACUCCCUUGCUCACCCUUAAAUUAUCUUCAGGGCAGAAACAUCAAAAUAACAUGCUGGCUAAAAGUGAUUUUUUUUUUUUUUUUUAAUGUUAUUUUUCAAGGAGCAGCGUUAGGUUCACUUUAAUUACAUUUAAAGGGAUUCCAUCAACAGAUAACACAUUCCUUCCUGGAACAUGUCUUGACUUAGUGUUGUCCCAAAUAACACCAUAGAUUAUGCUAAAUUCACAUAUUGCAAGGAAAAUGUUUUUCUCUGUUCUUUAACAUAUUUGCUUUUUGCACUUGCCAUGAUCUGGGACACAGUUGCUUCUACUGUGCCCUCCUGUGCUAAUGGCUGGUUUCACUUCAUAUUCUCAUGCACCAGCAUGAGAUGGCAUUAUAAUUAUCAUGCACAAGGGUAAUGAGGAGUACAGCUGGGUAGCAGAGAAGGGGGAAAGCUGCUUUUAUCUCCUUUGGACACAACCUGGGAGUGCUGAGGAAGCUGGAGCUAGAGAGUAAGUAGAGGAGUAACAAGGUAGAAGCUAAUCAGGAGAUGAUCCAGACAAAUUUUGUUUAAGGCCUCUGUCAGGCCUUGCUAGUGCAGCUCACAUAAACAUCAGCAAGAUUGAACAGAAACAUGCAAAAAAUACAGGCAAGAUAUUCUGGCCAGAACUCUCAAAUCACAAAGCACUUUAAGACAAAUGGGUAGUUGCUUAAUCUAAAAGAAAAUUAAGUUGAGAGAUACUCUGGCAAAGAUAGCAACGCCACACCUUUCCUUCUAAAAGAUACCACAUAAUCUUACUAAUGAAUCAUACAUUGUUAAAAUUGUAAUCCUUCUAAGGAUCAAAGUUUGCUUUUCAGUAACUCUGCAAGGUAUUCAUUUUCUGUAUCUCCCAGAGUUUGGACAACCAAAACAGAGAUGAGGCAGUUCUUCUUUGCAGCUCACCUGUGCUAACACAAUGCAGCAGCAUUUGGGUUGCAAGCACUACAAGAAAAUAUUGAGCAAAAAACACCUGGAAACUGCUUCCACUGACAUUUGAAAAAAAAUCUUGAAAACAUUUAUUAAUUUAGCUGGUUUUGUAAGUCCCUUAGUUUUUAAAACCUACAUUUGCAGCCUAACUCCUUUUAUAUUUUUUGCUUUCCCAGAGAACUACUCAUGGCUGAAUGCAGUUUGUAAAAGUGGAAAGAAACAGAUAAAAUCCCCACAAGCUUCAAAGGAGGCUCUUCCAUGUGUACUUUUAUGACAGAGAUUCUGUAGUUUGCAUAAUCAAACUCAGCACCCACCAAAGUACUUAUUUUAAAAUACUGUCCCCCAGGUUUUUGAACCGCAAAGGACCAGUGAACAACUGUCAACAAUCUUUCCUUACAUAUAGUCAUUCAUUUGUUAUUUUUUCCCUGGUGCAGAUAAACAUAAG